AGAGAGAGAGAGAGAUAGAUAGAGAAGAGAGCAUGCUAUAUAUCAGUAAAGAAGAGUAAAGAAAAUACUAAUUAGAAAAAGAAAGGAGGAGCUUUGAUGAUCUGAAUCACACCAGCUUUUCUUUAGCAGAAAUAUUUGCAGGAAAAGGAAAACCAAUGGCUUGCCCUGAUGCAAAUAGUGUUUCCAAGAAGGAACUUAAAGGUAAAGAGUUCGUCAUUGACAUUCCAUCAGACCUGGAGCCUGCUGAGUGGCCUGAGUGCUGCAUCUCCAGGGUUCCAAAGAAACUGCGCAGAGUAAACGAAUGUGCCUAUACGCCUAAGCUUAUUUCCAUAGGCCCUUAUCAUCACGGGAAUGAAGAUUUGAGCGAAAUGGAAAUGCAAAAAAUGAGAUAUUUUAAGGCCUUCUGUUCUAGGACUAGAAGGAUCCCGGAGGAUCUUUCAAUGUGUCUUGGAAGCAUCAUUGAACAGAAUGAAUUAAAAAUCUGCCAUAGUUAUGCAGAGAAACCUAAACAAGAUAAGAAUCAGUUUGUAAAAAUGAUUAUAUUGGAUGCUAUCUUUAUAAUUGAGCUCGUCCUGAGGAAUUAUGAAAAUUCAGAAGAAAAACAAGAUGAACAUAUAUUAAAUAAACCAUGGCUGAGAGAUGCUAUACAGCUAGACUUGAUAUUACUUGAGAAUCAGCUUCCCUUUUUUAUUCUUCAGGAAUUAUAUGAUUUCGUCUUCAAUGAUUCUUCAAGUUACAACAAUCACAAAGAAGUGCAGCAAAAAGAAGCUUAUGUUCCUUUUCUUAAGCUUUGUCGCAACUACUUCUCUUGUUAUGAAAAGAAGCAGAAAAAUUCCAACAGCCGUGGGGAAGUGAAACAUUUCACUGAUUUGGUAAGAAAUUUUUAUAUUGCAGAUAACUUGGAAUCUACAGGAAAGAUUAGACAUCUAUAUUGCGCAACAAAGCUUGAUGAAGCAGGAGUGAAAUUCAAAGCUGUUCAUCAAGAAAGAAGCUUGCUUGACAUAAAAUUCAGAAAGGAUGAGUGCUUGGAACGCUGCCCAUUUUUUAAUUGCUCAUGGCUUUUGAAUUGCUUACCAUGUAUGAAAUGCGUACCAUGCUUUGAGCAAAUGCAACCUUUCUUGGAACUCCCUGUCUUUGAAGUAGGAGAUGCAACUGAAUGUGUUUUCAGAAACCUCAUGGCCUUGGAGCAGUGUCAUUAUCCCAAGCAAGCCUACAUCAGCAGUUACAUUCUGCUAUUGGAUUAUCUUAUCAACACUGAGAAAGAUGUGGAUUUGCUGGUUGAGAAAAAGGCUAUUGUUAACCGGCUUGGCAGUGAUGAAGCAGUGGCGACAUUGGUUAACAAACUUGGUCAUCAAAUUGUGGAAUGUAAAUCUUGUUACUUUAAACUCAGUGAAGAGCUUAAUGGGCACUAUGAAAACUUCUGGAAUCGAAAUAUGGCAUCCUUGACAACAGUAUAUUUCCGCGAUAUUUGGAGAGGCACUGCAACAAUUGUCGGACUUAUAGUCCUUUUUUUAACCGUCUGGAACAUUUUCCUGAGGCAUUACGUCAAGUUCAAGUAGAUUCAAAAGCUUCUCUCACUCUUGUAUUACAUAUUGAAGUUUGCUUUGCUUUGAAUUGCUACGAAUUGGGUUUUAAUUUGUCUACUUCAGCUUGUGAUAUCUUCUGCUACUAUUUAUCCUCAACUCAUCUGUAUGAGGAGUUGCCUUUAGGAUUAACUUGAUUUGGUGGUAGUAGCAUGUACUAUUAACUAUUAAGCAAAAAGUAACGUUGUGAAUUUAA
This is a messenger RNA of Quercus robur (English oak), 1779 nucleotides long. RefSeq names its product UPF0481 protein At3g47200-like. Lineage: Eukaryota; Viridiplantae; Streptophyta; Magnoliopsida; Fagales; Fagaceae. The record is from RefSeq and is a predicted model, not a curated record. Bases 156 to 1559 code for a protein of 467 amino acids. The transcript has 2 exons.